Messenger RNA from Pogona vitticeps (central bearded dragon), 2241 nucleotides. Lineage: Eukaryota; Metazoa; Chordata; Lepidosauria; Squamata; Agamidae. The record is from RefSeq and is a predicted model, not a curated record.
AUGGAUCAUUUCAUAAGUGAAGGACCUUCUUCUGACAGAGAGUGGAAUUCUCAUUCUGGUGGGGUGACUAAUAAUCAUCAACACAUCCUGGCCUUGGCAUUUGCUGUAAAGGAGGUCAAUGAAAACCCUCAUCUCUUACCUAAUCUCACCUUGGGCUUCCACAUCUACGACAGCUACUUUGAUGCCAAGCAGACUUACUAUUCCACAUUGUUACUUACAUCCACACUGGAGGCGUUUGUUCCAAAUUAUAUAUGUACCAUGGAGGAAAACCUGAUAGCAGUUGUAGGCGGACCGGACUCCGAAACCUCUCUGCAUGUAGCACCUAUUUUGGACAUCUACAAGAUCCCACAGCUCGUAUAUGCCUCUGCUCCUUUAAUGGAUGAUAAAACUCCAGGCCUUCCCUUCUACAAAACAUUUCCCAAGGAAGCCCUUCUGUAUGAAGGGAUUCUUUCUUUGCUCCUGGAUUUCAAAUGGACUUGGAUUGGGGUUCUCAUUAUAGAUUCUGACGGUGGAGAAAGAUUUUCCCAAAAUGUCCUUCCAUCGUGGUCUGAACAUGGGAUCUGCAUUGCUGUCGUACAGAGGGUCCCCACGUUUGGUUUUAAGCACAACUUUGAUGUCUGGUUAAAACGUUAUGUAAUAAUUUAUGAAAAAAUCAUGAGCAGCAAUGCCAAUGUGUGGCUGGUCUAUGGAGAAUCUUAUGCCAUGACACACUGGAAACUGUUGUCGUGUAUAUCUGAAUUAAAGGCUGUAACACAAGCAUUGAAAGGUAAAGUGUGGAUAAUGACAGCUGACAUUGUGUUCGCUUCUUUCGAAUGUCAAAGUACCCAGGAGAGAGAGUUAAUCCAUGGUGCACUGUCUUUCACAAUCCAUCCCAGCCACCUUCCAGGAUUAUAUCAAUAUGUAACAAGCCAAACGCCUUCAAGCAUAACUGAGAACGGCUUCAUCAGGGACUUCCGGCAACAGCCAUUUAGCUGCGUGUUCUAUAAUAAAGAUGUGGGAGAUGUGGAAGGGAAUAUUUGCACAGGACAAGAAACGCUUGAGAGUCUUUCUGGAGCUUAUCUUGAAAGCAGUAUGUCUGGCUACAGCUACUACAUCUACCGCGCUGUGUAUGCUGUGGUGCAUGCCUUAAAUGCCAUGGCACAGUCAAGACAGAAGCAUAACCUGAUGGUGGAUAGAAAAAGACUUCAAUCUCCUUAUCAACUAGCUUGGCAGACUCGGCCUGUUUCUGUAUGUACGGAGAGCUGUCCCCCUGGUUCCAGCAAGAAAGUGAAGGAGGGGGAGCCAUUUUGCUGCCAUGACUGCAUCCCAUGUCCAAAUGGGAAGAUUUCAGACCAAAAGGACAUGAAUGACUGUGUUACCUGUGUAGAUGGAAAAUAUCCAAACAAAAACAAGGAUUCAUGCAUUCCCAAGGAUACCAAUUUCCUGUUUUAUGGAGAACCUUUGGGGAUCAGUUUAGCUUCUAUUGCUCUUUCCUUUUCUUUGAUCACAGCUAUGGUGCUGGGAACAUACCUGAAGCACCACAACACACCCAUUGUCAAAGCUAACAAUCAGGACCUCGCCUACAUGCUCCUUGUUGCUCUCCUGCUGUGCUUUCUCUGUGUAUUGCCCUUCAUCGGACAACCUCAGAAAGUGACAUGUCUCCUCCGACAGACUACUUUUGGCAUUGUCUUCUCUGUGGCUGUUUCCUGUGUGUUGGCAAAGACCAUUGCAGUGGUUGUGGCUUUCAUGGCCACCAAACCAGGAUCCAAGAUGAGGACGUGGGUGGGGAAAAGACUGUCUACCACCAUUGUGACUUCUUGCUCUCUUACUCAAGCAGGCAUCUGUACUGUGUGGUUGGCCACUUCUCCCCCAUUUCCAGAUGUUGACGUGCACUCAAUGAUACAAGAAAUCAUACUAGAAUGUAAUGAGGGUUCAGUGGCUCUGUUUUACUGUGUCUUGGGCUAUAUGGGUUUCUUGGCCAUUGUCAGCUGUUCUGUGGCUUUCUUUGCUAGGAAUCUGCCAGACAGUUUCAAUGAAGCCAAGUACAUUGCUAUGAGCAUGUUGCUCUUUUGCAGUGUUUGGCUGUUCUUUGUUCCAGCAUACUUGAGCACCAAAGGGAAAUACAUGGUAGCUGUGGAAAUCUUUGCUAUCUUAGCCUCAAGUGCUGGGUUGCUGGGCUGCAUCUUCUUUCCAAAAGCUUUCAUUAUUUUGUUUAGGCCUCACCUGAACAAGAGGGAACAGCUAACAAGAAAAACACACUGA